UUGCUCUCUUGGGCAGAACGUUGGGGGGUCAAGGCACAAAAUCGGGACAAGAGUCAGUGGUGCCUGUUGGAUCUGCAUGAUCAAGGCACCCCUCCUCGUUCCUCCCCUCUCCUUCAUGUCCCCCCCCGUACUAACCAUAACGUAAUCAUGUAACUUACUAACAUUCCUAUGCCAUUUCCUCCAUUUUAGAUCCUUGUACCGCCCUUGAUUAACUAACUCGCUCGUUGCUUAUUAACCGUGAUUCAUCAUCAACAUCAUCAUCAUCAUGUCCGGCGAUGCCUCUUCCCAGCCCACCGCUUUGGUCAUCUUGGCCGAAGGAGCCGAGGAGAUCGAGACCGUGGUGAUUGUCGACGUGCUCCGAAGAGGAGGUGUGACAGUGACUUUGGCUGGUUUGGAUGCUGACGAGAGCCAAGCGGUGCUCUGCUCCAGGAAUGUCCGGAUUCUCCCGGAUUGCUCGUUGGCUAAAGCCACGAACCAAGACCAGAUCUACGAUGCCAUCAUAUUACCGGGUGGUGGAAAGGGAGCGGAGAAUCUCAGGAAUUCCUUGGUUGUAGGAACACUCCUCAAGGAUCAGGAAUCCUCGGAUAGAAUCAUUGGGGCCGUCUGCGCCGCCCCCACGGCUCUCCUUCAACACGGAAUCGCUAAAGGAAAGAAGAUCACCAGCUACCCGGCCUUCAAAGACCAAUUGGUCAAGGAUUACGAAUACGUGGAGGAGGCUGUGGUCGUGGAUGGCAAAAUUGUGACUAGCCGAGGACCUGGAACUUGCUUCAAAUUUGGCGUGACUUUGGUCGAGCAGAUCGCCGGACCGGAUAAAGCUGCCCCUUUGGGCCAACAAAUGCUUCUUUAGGGUUAAGAUCUCUUGGUCAAGCACACACACACUCUGUGUCUCAACCAAUUUUAAUUUGUGCAGACAACUUCAACUAUGGUUCACCUUAACAUGUUUUAAGUCCUUACAGUACCACGCUCAAUAAAGUAAGGGGAAACUCGAAAACGAUAAAUAAAGAGUCCCAAGAUUUUCAUAA
Messenger RNA from Tigriopus californicus, 1022 nucleotides. RefSeq names its product protein dj-1beta-like. The record is from RefSeq and is a predicted model, not a curated record. Gene Ontology annotation, biological process: protein deglycation, glyoxal removal; guanine deglycation, glyoxal removal. Gene Ontology annotation, cellular component: nucleus; cytosol. The transcript has 3 exons. The coding region runs from base 266 to 847 and encodes 193 amino acids. NCBI's taxonomy places the organism in Eukaryota, Metazoa, Arthropoda, Copepoda, Harpacticoida, Harpacticidae. Gene Ontology annotation, molecular function: protein deglycase activity.